Molecule: messenger RNA, 3772 nt
Organism: Petromyzon marinus (sea lamprey)
Lineage: Eukaryota; Metazoa; Chordata; Hyperoartia; Petromyzontiformes; Petromyzontidae
Source: RefSeq, a predicted model, not a curated record
UCCCUGGGUCCCUGGGUCCCCAUCGCAAUUCUCGUGGUUCCAUUUGGUUCAUCGACUCCUCGUGUCUUUACCAUUGUGAGUGUGUGACGUUGUCUCUGUGUGUCUGGUGUGAGGCAGUGGCUGUUUGUUCCACCGUGUCUACCUGUGUGUCUAUCGCUCCGCCAUUGGGUCGCGGUGCCAGGCUAGGUGGGCGUGCGUGGCGGUGCCGACUGACGUCAUUACGAUCAUUGCCCCGCGUACGUCGGCAGGAGGUCUAAAUGCAGAGCGCGCCGCGUUAUUACAAAAGGGCGUAGCGCUGAAGCGCCUCGACCGAGGAUUGUCUCCGGCUCCCCGGUCUCCCAGUCGGUUGCUUUGUCCCGGGGUUUGGUGCAUUUGCAGCGUCGGAAAUCGCACACCGCCCUGUGUACUUGCCUGUAGUUGCGGCCACGGGUCGAUAGGGGGUGCCACCCUGAGCUAGAGAGAGAGCCGGACCGUUGAGAGGCCGAGUUCCCCUCCCGACCCCAGGUGAGGGGUUGGGGGGUUAUUCCAGAGUCCCCUAGAAGGUUCCAGAAAAGGGGCGGUACCGGGGGCGGAGAGUCCCCGGGACGAGUAUAAAAGACGGACCUCAGGUGGGCUCGAGGCAGUGCUCUGAAGACGAAGACAGAAGAGCAGCUAGGCUAGGACCCUGGGACCACGGGACCCGACGUCCUUGUGAGGGCCAGGGCCGAGCGCAGACCAGUGGUCAGGACCCGCUCCUUGGCUGGGUCGGGUCAGCAAAGCCUCCCCUAGGCCACCCUUAGCCAGAGGACUCAGAGCCCGUAGCCCCAGUGAUAGGCCACGUCAGCCCGGAGGCCAUACCUCCCCAGGUAGUGGGAGUAAAGGGGGCUUUCUGUUAAGAUUCAAAUCAACCGUGUUGCCUCUAAAGACUACGUGGAACCCACUACACAUUCAUCCCCCCCCCCCCCCCCACUGCGUGUAAGAAGUGCUCACAAGUGACACCAUCACGUCCACCGCUCUAAGUAACAAAACAGGAUUUCUGCACAGCUCUGUCGCCUGAUGUAGUUGGUUGUAAUUACUGGAGAAAUUUCGUACUCCGAUGUAAAUGUUGUGGCUUUGCUCUCCAACACACCGGUGUGCUGCUCUAGUAAUGAAUUGGCCACGUUCUGUUUACGUGACAAACCUUACUAAUUGGCUGUGUCAAGUGAUGGGGGGUUUAAAGACAUAUUUACGUGAAAGCCUAGAACGUGUUUAACUUGCUAUACCGCUGCUCAUAAUCACAACACUGCCUGCUCCAUCACCACAGACUUCUCGGUUUCACAUUCUGCUACUUUGUCCGUGAGUUUGGUGGAGUUCCUCGCCUUCAAGGGUCGUAGCCCCCCUCCCUACACGGCGACAACCACGACUGAACCAGAUGCAUAGCCGCUUCUGCGAGAUUCCACUGCUUGUUCCGUUCAGACUGAACAAGCAGCAGGGCUAGGGAUGUGAUUGCCGUACAGGAUGACUGUGCCUUGGCAUUCCCAGAACAUCGUUUUAUUUCACUUAGGAGCCAGUGUCCAUGCAGCGUGUUCAAAUGAAGCGCGUGUUUAUGUCAUUAAAGUUGGGAUAACUAAAUCCAAAAGAUUAAUCUCAUCGCUGACGUCACAAAUGAAAAGAUGUAGAAGCGGAGUGAUGUGAAUGUGAGGGAGCGUGAGCCAUUGGAGUGAGGCCGUGAGAUGGACUAAUGACUCAUUCUCGUUUGUGAUCAUCAGCAGACAGAGCCGACCAUGAAGCUGGUCAUCAUCCCACUGUUCAUCUCCCUUCUGGAUGCGGCAUCGGCUGCGAUGCUCCAGAUCACUCUUCUGCAGAGUCUGUCUGUGAGGGAGGGAGAGAACGUGACUAUUCCCUGCUCCUUCUCCCCAUCGACGUCCAGCCUGGACCACAUCAUCAUCGAGUGGUUCACGAUACCCAGACACUACGCAGAGAACGUGACCAGAAGAGAGUUGAAGAAGAUCUAUCAAACGCGGGAUGAAAAAGAGGACUUGAGUAUCGUGAAGUCUGUGGGAGACGUGCGGACGGGAGACUGCUCCAUCGGCAUCCCCAACUUCCCCAAGAACCUCGGCCCCGUGGCUCUGUGCCGCAUCGACUGUCGCCGAUGUAACGCGGAGAACACCGUGGUGCAAGGGGAGGUGCUGCUGAACGUGAUGCCUGCAGCCCCACGGUCACACGGUGGGGGCGUGAGUGACGUCACCCUCGCCCCUCUAGAGGAGACCUCGCACAAGGGAGGGGUGGUGGCUGCCUGGGUCCUGGUGCCUCUAGCUGUCAUUGUCAUCAUCAUCAUCGUCUCCGUCUUCGUCAGGAAGAAGAAGAAGAAUCACCGUCGGUGUUCAUGGCCCUGCCUCCACUCACGCAGUGGCACUCCAUCCGUAGUCUCAGGAGAGAACGCAGCAGAGAGAGGACAGCUGGCGGGACCUUCCAACGGAGACGUGGAAUGAGCGGCACCAUCGCCCAGGCAUGAAGACCACGGGCUCCCCAUCGUUUUGUUACUCGCAGUUUUGUUGCGUCUUCUGCCUCAAUCUCGUGCCCGAAACGUCGGCAUGAGGGCAGGGCUAGCACUAUGGCAGUUGUGAAGUUGUUUUGGUAAUCGCUGUCAAUCUGAUCAAAGUGCAUGAGAUCAAAAUAGUUUUAUAUUUACAAUCUGCAGUUUACUUGAACACCCUCACGGGCAGCAACAGCAGCAAGCAGUGAAUUAUUUUGAGACGCGUGAUCAACCUAACCACUUUAGCGAUGUGCACAGAGACACGUUCCUCUGAAAAACGGGUCGGCUCUGCCGCUUGGGUUGAACCCACAGCGAGCCAGACCGAGUGUCUGCCGCUGAAAAUGACGACCCCUCCGUGCCGACCCCUGACCCCCUGUGUUGUUGUGAGCCGGCAAGUGCGAUUACAUUUCCUGUGGCAGGGUCCAGUAUUUAUUACGCAAUGCUGCCGCUAGUUCUACAAUCCCGUGGUCCAUCCGGUGGCCAUAGCUAUGAUGGUGAUGAGUGAUGGCACCGAUCAAUGACGUGUGUAGGGUACAUUACAUGUGUGCUGAUCAAGUUUAGAUGCAUCGACUGAUGGAUUGAGACGGUUUUUUACACUCCCAGUACUCGGCACCGUUCCCCACCUCUCCCCGUUCCCACACCUCCCUCAAGACCCCCACCUCUUCCCCCUGGCCCACAACCAUCCCUCGUCCAUCCAACCUCCCUCCCCGUAGCCAUCCCUGUCCCCUUCCCCUCUUUCCCCUCCUCUCAAACGCCACCAAAAUCACCUUUAGCUAACCUCAUUGUAGCACGUCUAAACUGCCUUGGAUAUAAGCUACGAUUACCUUACCAUCCGUGUAUUCUAAUGUUGUAACGUUUGCACUGCAGCUGUUAGCAGUGUAAUAGAAUACACGAGCGAUUUGCCAAAUAAUAUUUUUUUGGUUGACAUUGAUGACGAUUCAACCCCCCGUGAGUGUGUGGAGCCGUUUACUGAUUUCUACGAUGCUGCUACUGAUCAUAAACUGUUGUCAACCGUCUGUGCCUUGGAACUGCUAAAGUGUUGUACCAACUGGAUUGCCUUGAGCAACAAACCUCAGGGAAUUUUAUAUUCAAAGAGCACACGCAUUGUUUGGGAUACUAGCUAAUCUUUAGAGAUUUUUUAAAUCCCAUUUAUGUAUUUUUUUUUUUCAAAUGAGGCCAGGCGGUGUUAACGUCUUAAAAUGGUUAACGAAUGCAAUAUAUUUAUCUACGUCAAACAUUGUCACGUGUCGCCUAAUAAACGUCGCUUGCUGUAAAACC